Messenger RNA from Perognathus longimembris pacificus (Pacific pocket mouse), 2681 nucleotides. It is a transcript of the gene Cpsf2, whose product is annotated as cleavage and polyadenylation specific factor 2. Gene Ontology annotation, molecular function: RNA binding. The record is from RefSeq and is a predicted model, not a curated record. The coding region runs from base 273 to 2621 and encodes 782 amino acids. The transcript has 16 exons. Gene Ontology annotation, biological process: mRNA 3'-end processing by stem-loop binding and cleavage. Lineage: Eukaryota; Metazoa; Chordata; Mammalia; Rodentia; Heteromyidae. Gene Ontology annotation, cellular component: mRNA cleavage and polyadenylation specificity factor complex.
GGCUCUCCUCCAGCCUCAAAAUGGCGGCGUCCAGUGAGCUUCGUCGGCCGGCCGUUCUCCGCCGCCGCCGCCGCUGCUGCUGUUGCUGAGCGAGCACCAGCUUUUCUUCCUCUUGCACUUGGAUCCGACUAGGGGUUGGGAAGGGCAUUGGACGGCCCUCCUGGGGGAGGCCCGACGAGAUUUACAAAAACCUCUUCCUCUCAGUUCAUGGUGUUUCAUCAUCUGUACAACAGAUACUGAAUCUUUUAGAUUACUGUUACUGGACCAAAAAGAUGACCUCUAUUAUCAAAUUAACUACCCUCUCUGGGGUCCAAGAAGAGUCGGCUCUUUGCUAUCUUCUACAGGUUGAUGAGUUUAGAUUUUUAUUGGAUUGUGGCUGGGAUGAGCACUUUUCUAUGGACAUUAUAGAUUCCCUAAGAAAGCAUGUUCACCAGAUCGAUGCAGUACUACUGUCUCACCCCGAUCCUCUCCAUCUUGGUGCCCUCCCAUAUGCUGUGGGGAAGUUGGGUCUGAACUGUGCUAUCUAUGCAACCAUUCCUGUUUACAAAAUGGGACAGAUGUUCAUGUAUGAUCUUUAUCAGUCUCGACACAAUACAGAAGAUUUUACACUCUUUACACUGGAUGAUGUGGAUGCAGCCUUUGAUAAAAUACAGCAGCUAAAAUUCUCUCAGAUUGUGAAUUUGAAAGGUAAAGGCCAUGGUUUGUCCAUCACACCUUUGCCAGCUGGUCAUAUGAUAGGUGGAACAAUAUGGAAAAUAGUCAAAGAUGGAGAGGAAGAAAUUGUUUAUGCAGUUGACUUCAACCACAAGAGGGAGAUCCACUUAAAUGGAUGUUCCUUGGAAAUGCUAAGCAGACCCUCUCUACUUAUCACAGAUUCAUUUAAUGCUACAUAUGUACAGCCUAGAAGAAAACAGAGGGACGAGCAACUUCUGACAAAUGUCCUGGAGACCCUACGAGGUGAUGGGAAUGUAUUAAUAGCAGUGGACACUGCAGGCAGAGUUUUGGAACUCGCUCAGCUUCUCGAUCAGAUUUGGAGAACUAAAGAUGCAGGAUUGGGUGUUUAUUCAUUGGCACUCCUAAAUAACGUCAGUUACAAUGUGGUGGAGUUUUCCAAGUCCCAGGUAGAAUGGAUGAGUGAUAAGUUGAUGAGAUGUUUUGAAGAUAAAAGAAAUAACCCAUUUCAAUUUCGCCAUCUCUCUUUGUGCCACGGCCUUUCUGACUUGGCUCGAGUACCGAGCCCCAAAGUUGUACUCGCCAGCCAACCUGACCUAGAAUGUGGAUUUUCAAGGGAUCUCUUUAUUCAGUGGUGUCAGGACCCUAAAAACUCAAUCAUUCUAACCUACAGAACAACUCCUGGGACUUUAGCACGAUUCCUGAUAGAUAAUCCUUCUGAAAAAAUUACAGAAAUAGAGUUGAGGAAACGUGUCAAGCUUGAAGGGAAAGAACUUGAGGAAUACUUGGAAAAAGAAAAACUAAAGAAAGAAGCUGCCAAAAAACUGGAGCAAUCAAAAGAGGCAGACAUAGAUUCCAGCGAUGAGAGUGAUGUGGAAGAAGAUAUCGACCAGCCAUCAGCUCAUAAGACAAAGCACGACCUGAUGAUGAAAGGGGAAGGCAGUCGGAAAGGAAGUUUCUUCAAACAGGCAAAGAAGUCCUAUCCUAUGUUUCCUGCCCCAGAAGAAAGAAUUAAAUGGGAUGAAUAUGGAGAGAUUAUCAAACCAGAGGAUUUCUUAGUGCCAGAACUUCAAGCUACUGAAGAAGAGAAAAGCAAAUUAGAAUCUGGUUUGACAAAUGGAGAUGAACCUAUGGAUCAAGAUUUGUCUGAUGUUCCUACCAAGUGUAUUUCUACAACAGAAUCUAUAGAAAUCAAGGCUAGGGUUACUUACAUAGACUAUGAAGGACGCUCUGAUGGGGAUUCCAUUAAAAAAAUCAUUAAUCAGAUGAAACCACGGCAGUUGAUCAUCGUCCAUGGCCCACCAGAGGCCAGUCAAGAUCUGGCAGAGUGCUGCCGUGCCUUUGGAGGGAAAGAUAUUAAAGUGUACAUGCCAAAGCUACACGAGACUGUCGAUGCCACCAGCGAAACACAUAUCUACCAGGUGAGAUUAAAAGACUCACUUGUCAGCUCCCUUCAAUUUUGUAAAGCCAAAGAUGCAGAGUUAGCAUGGAUUGAUGGUGUCUUAGACAUGAGGGUUUCCAAAGUGGACACGGGCGUAAUUUUGGAAGAAGGAGAACUGAAGGAUGAUGGAGAGGACUCAGAAAUGCAGGUGGACGCGCCUUCAGAUUCUAGUGUCCUCGCUCAGCAGAAGGCCAUGAAGAGCCUGUUUGGAGAUGAUGAGAAAGAAACUGGGGAGGAGAGUGAGGUCAUCCCUACUCUGGAGCCCUUGCCGCCUCAUGAGGUUCCUGGACACCAGUCUGUUUUUAUGAAUGAACCAAGACUAUCAGACUUCAAGCAAGUUCUUUUGCGGGAGGGGAUUCAAGCUGAGUUUGUCGGAGGUGUUCUUGUGUGCAACAAUCAAGUAGCAGUCCGUAGAACGGAAACUGGACGCAUCGGAUUAGAAGGCUGCCUUUGUCAAGACUUUUAUAGGAUAAGAGACCUUUUAUAUGAACAGUAUGCCAUUGUGUAAAGGACAUGAUGUCAAGAAGUGUCUGCCUGACCUUUCUAAGAAAAAAGGAUUCCUAUCUCA